ACCCGAAAAUUGUGCCACACACGCGUCAAUAAUAUCACCAUUGCCGAUCAAUGUAAAUGAUGCUUACAUUAAACCUCCUCCGGGAGUUGACCGGAACUUGACCGUUUUCAUCGGGAUUCUGACCGUCGACGAAAAGAUCGAAAUAAGAAAAUAUUUGCGCGAGAUGUACGCGCGUAAUAGUGAUGCCCUGGCACGGUAUCUUGGUGUUAGAGAAUCUCCUGUUACAAUUAGAUUUGUGACAGGACUACCGCGGGGUGAAUACGUAAAAAGGUUAAAGAAAGAGUCCAAAAUGUAUGGGGAUAUAGUUAUGUUGAAUAUCACAGAGAAUAUGAAUAAUGGAAAGACUCUAGAGUUCUUUGAUUGGUUUGCCAAAAAUCGGAAGGACGAUUACAUGAUGAAAAUGGACGAUGACAGCUUCGUUCACCUUAUUCAUCACUACCGCGACCUACAAGACUGCCCUAAUGCCUAUGGUCGCCUUUUUACAGGUAUGGGUUAUACGAUCUCUCGUGAUCUUGUCAUGGAUGUUGUCAAAUCAGGAUGGGUUCGUUCACAUACAAGGGGUAAUGAGGACAACGUGGUAGGCCGCUGGAUAUGCGAAGUGGCAAAAGAAAUUAAGUAUUUGGUACAUUAUGUGGGUUUCACCCACCGCGGCUGGCCAAAAAAUUUGUUUCGGAAUUUUCGCGAAAAUCCUUUCCACGACGUUGGUAUUGACGCCAAGAAUGCUGACCCCCGCUUUCCCGAUGAAUCCAUAAUACUCCACCGGCUAAAGAGUGUUGAAGAAUUUAAGGUUAUUGAAGAUGUAUAUUUUUACAAGGAAGAUCUUUCUAAACUUAGAGUCAUUCGAAAUUCGACGACUGCGGGUUUAAUUACGAAGAAGGAGCUUUUCCAAGGAUGCUGGGUCAUGACCGAAAAAAACCAGACCUGGGCUCAAGCGCUUAAUUGGACUCAGGCGCAAGAUAUAUACAAGAAUUGGUUCUAUGAAGC
Acaulospora colombiana is the source of this 984-nucleotide messenger RNA. The record is from the annotation of a GenBank genome assembly. Lineage: Eukaryota; Fungi; Glomeromycota; Glomeromycetes; Diversisporales; Acaulosporaceae.